GUUAGACUGGGCGCCAAUGCUUCUUCCUUUAAUCUUGGAACAGCCAAGCCCCCUACAUGUGUUUGAUAUGAUAAAUAAUUAACCACCUUAUUAAGGGAAGAGCCUCCCAACCACCAUAUGCACCAGAGAGUCAGACACAUUCCAGGCUGAACAUGUGGACUUUCACCCUCAUCUUACUGGCGAUCGGGGUUGUGACUGCAGACCAGACACCUACAGACUCAACCCAACUGCACUUGGACAAGUCUCACCAUGAAGAGGCCCAGGUUGGUUCUAAUGUCACUUUAUGGUGCAACUUCACAACUAAACCUCCUGCACAACUGGGAAACCUCACUGUCCACUGGACUAAGGACGGAGUCUCCAUAUUGUUUGUGAACAAAACCUACACUCAUCCCAACAGUACUCCAAUCAGUGAGGAGAAACUACAGAAAGGGGACGCGUCUCUGUCACUGAGCCAUGUCAGCAGAGAGGAUGCUGGGAUAUAUACCUGCUCCAUACAGUAUGGCACUAAGAGGGAGUCACUGAUUGUAACGCUAAGAAUCCUGGAUGACCCAGACUCAAUGGGGCAGAAGAAUGAUGGAUCCAGUAUGAAACAUGGAGCAGCUGUGGGUCCCUGGUGUGUGGCCCUCCUGCUGGUCUUUGGCUACAAGCCAUGAAGAACCUGCCAAUGGGGAGUCCCUGAUGUGCUCAAUACAAACCCUUCCAGCUUAUCUCCCAUGUAAUAAUCUACAUCCACAUUGUCACCAAAAUAUUUCAGCUUUGUACCUGUUG
Messenger RNA from Xenopus laevis (African clawed frog), 768 nucleotides. It is a transcript of the gene pdcd1l2l.L, whose product is annotated as programmed cell death 1 ligand 2-like L homeolog. Gene Ontology annotation, biological process: regulation of immune system process; cell surface receptor signaling pathway; cellular response to lipopolysaccharide. NCBI's taxonomy places the organism in Eukaryota, Metazoa, Chordata, Amphibia, Anura, Pipidae. The coding region runs from base 153 to 653 and encodes 166 amino acids. Gene Ontology annotation, cellular component: external side of plasma membrane; plasma membrane. The record is from RefSeq and is a predicted model, not a curated record. The transcript has 3 exons.